AUGGCCAUCCUCUCCGAAGACCGAUUUCUCGCGCGCGUCGGUCUCUCGACGUCAGUUUCUGAGCCAGCGUUCGGGGGCCAGGGAGGGAGCGAUGCGAGUAUCAAGGGGAAAUUCAUAAAUCUGGUUACGAGUGUGCGGACGUUGUUGAGGAGUAAGAAUAGUACCAUUGAUAGCGGUCAACAUAACAAUUAUACUGUAUGA
This is a messenger RNA of Glarea lozoyensis ATCC 20868, 201 nucleotides long. RefSeq lists its product as uncharacterized. Bases 1 to 201 code for a protein of 66 amino acids. Lineage: Eukaryota; Fungi; Ascomycota; Leotiomycetes; Helotiales; Helotiaceae. The record is from RefSeq and is a predicted model, not a curated record. The transcript has 2 exons.